GUGUGUAACUGUUUGUCUCUCUCAAUGCUUGUCACGGCAAAUAGACUAUCAACACUUUUUACUGCGGAGAGAGCAAAGGCGAAUAGCUCGAAAUGAGAGGAGAGAAAAGCGUUAUUUGGAGCAGAAAGGAGAAAUUAAAAUUGGAGAACAGCACAAAAGACAAACAACAGAAAAUGCUCAAAAACAAGGAGAAAAAGCCGAAGUUAUUGUUCCACUUAAUAAAUGUUCCCCUCCACGUUCUCCGCCCAAAGUUAAGCCACCGCCUACCCCAAAGUAUUAUUUAG
Meloidogyne enterolobii is the source of this 284-nucleotide messenger RNA. Lineage: Eukaryota; Metazoa; Nematoda; Chromadorea; Rhabditida; Meloidogynidae. The record is from the annotation of a GenBank genome assembly.